CCCCUGCUGGCGGCGCGCGCGAACUGCUCGGGAUGAAGCGCAGCCCUGUGGCAAGUGACAACGGAAAGGCAGCGCGCUCGCAGCACACAAGGGAACCCGCCGCAGGCCGCCGCUGCGAAUUGUGUACAUAAGUUACGGACGGUUCUCUGGCGCCUCGUGAACGUGAGAUCGGCAGCGGGUCGAGGCCACGAAGCGAGCGGCGGCCGUGGAAACGUGCAGCGCAGCGGGCAGCAUCGCGUGAGCGGCAACGCGGCGGCGACAGCGAGCGCUCCUUCUCUCGCGGACCCAGGCUCGACGACUCCACUGGGGAUUUUCAAGCCGACAACACCGCGACGGACCCACUAAUUGCAACGACUCGACUCUUUUGUAAAGCUUUUUGUAAAUGUUUUUCUUUUCCUCCGUGGGUGUGAUAAUAUUUUCUAUCCGGGAGCUGUGCGCACACCUUGUAAAUAACAAUAAUAAAUACAGGUAGCAGUGUGGUAACUAGCUGCCUGUCUGAGCCGAGCAGCUGUUUGUGAAGAUAAAUCCUGUUUAUCGCUGGAUCCGCGACCUACGAUGACACAUCUGGGGUUUACUUGAAGACACUCACACACCCGUUGGAAGGAAACCACUGCAGCUUUUCCCAGCGGACUUGAUGAAACUCCUGGUUUAGUGUGUGUCUGUGAGCGCUGCCCUGCGAGUUUCUGUGUGAUUCCUCCUAAUAUCAUUGCACCAAAGCGUGCUCUGUGGAAAAUGUGAGAGAGCGUGAGGAGCGGAGCGAAAGCAGCUUUCCGCCUGCUGUGGCCUCAGCCUCCUCUGGUCCUCGAAGGAGGAGACCCAGGCUCACGGACAGCACGGGCACCACACGAACAUAGAGAGACGGGGACUGACAGGGGAGCAAAGGUUUGGAGGAGGAGGAGGUUCAAGAGGGGCGGGAACGAGCGGUCCCCAUGGCGACUGACCCGGGAGAGUCCACAGGCACUGAGGACUCCUCAGAAAAACCUGAUGGACGGAGGGAGGAGGACACGGAGCGUCCUCUCCAGCAGAAGGAGAGGACGCAGAGCACCCCCUCAGACUUCCCCACCUCUCAGACUGAGGAGAGGCGGGCGACGCGCGCAGAGGAAGCAGGCGGAGGGGACGCCGCCCAGGACGGCGAGGAGUCGCUCGCCAGGCCUAUCUCCUUCUCCACGCCCUCGCUGCCGACCGACGGCGGCCAGAAGAAGCUGAGGAGGGAGAAGCGCUUCUUCCGCAAGAGCGUGGAGAUCUGCGAGGAGGACGGCGAGGCGGACGUGUUCCCCGAGGCGCCCCACAGCGCCCCCCACGUGGAGCUGCGCGCCUCCGACUCGGUCUUCGGCAUCGGCGCCCAGCAGCAGGGGGCGGCGCCGCCGCGCGCCCCCCCGGGCCCCGGCGCCGCCCAGGAGCCGGGCCGGGACGCGCCCGCGUGUGCGCUCGCCCAGAGGGGCAAGGAGAGGGAGCGCGAGCAGGAGGAGGAGGCGGAGAUGAAGGCGGUGGCCACGUCUCCUGGAGGCAGGUUCCUCAAGUUUGACAUCGAACUGGGCAGAGGGGCCUUUAAGACUGUGUAUAAAGGCCUGGACACCGAGACCUGGGUGGAGGUGGCUUGGUGUGAACUUCAGGACCGGAAGCUCACCAAGGCCGAGCAGCAGCGCUUCAAGGAGGAGGCUGAGAUGCUGAAGGGCCUCCAGCAUCCCAACAUCGUGCGCUUCUACGACUCCUGGGAGUCUGUGCUCCGCGGGAAGAAGUGCAUCGUACUGGUCACCGAGCUCAUGACUUCAGGAACACUCAAAACUUACCUUAAGCGCUUUAAAGUGAUGAAACCCAAGGUGUUGAGGAGCUGGUGUAGACAAAUCCUGAAGGGCCUCCACUUCCUUCACACCAGAACUCCUCCAAUCGUCCACCGGGACCUCAAGUGUGACAACAUCUUCAUAACAGGGCCCACGGGAUCAGUGAAGAUAGGCGACCUUGGGCUGGCCACUCUCAUGAGGACCUCCUUUGCCAAGAGUGUCAUAGGAACGCCGGAAUUCAUGGCUCCAGAGAUGUAUGAGGAGCACUACGACGAGUCUGUGGAUGUUUACGCCUUCGGGAUGUGCAUGCUGGAGAUGGCCACUUCAGAAUACCCCUACUCCGAGUGCCAAAACGCAGCUCAGAUCUACCGGAAAGUCACAAGCGGCAUAAAACCCGCCAGCUUCGACAAAGUGAACGACCCAGAAGUCAAAGAGAUCAUCGAAGGCUGCAUUCGUCAGAACAAGAGCCAGAGGCUCUCCAUCAAAGACCUCCUCAACCAUGCAUUCUUCGGGGAGGACACGGGCGUCAGGGUGGAGCUGGCAGAGGAGGACACAGGCGUGCAGGAUUGUCUGGCCCUCCGGAUUUGGGUUGAAGACCCCAAGAAGCUGAAGGGGAAACACAAAGACAAUGAGGCCAUUGAGUUCAGCUACGACCUGGAGAACGAUAGCGCUGAGGAGGUGGCUCUAGAAAUGGUGAAGUCAGGUUUCUUCCACGAGAGCGACGCCAAGGUGGUGGGAAAAUCCAUCCGGGACAGAGUGAAUCUGAUCAAGAAGUCACGGGAGCGUCGGCAGCAGCAGCAGCAGCUCCUCCAGCAGCAGCAGGGCCUGGAAGAGAGACGAGACUCCACGCUCACCUCGUACGCCUUUUCUCACCCAUCCUGCUCCUCGUCACUGGGACCGGGAGCAGCCGGCCAGACGGGAGGAGGAGGAGGAGGAGGAGGAGGAGGAGGGGGGCAGGAGGCGGAGGAGCUACCUGAGGUCGACCAGCAUGUCAGACAGCAGCAAAUAUUCAGUGGCACAACCCUCAAUCUGCCAGAUUGUGAGAGCGCUGGGUCGGCCAGCUGUGAAUCUCACGCAAGUGGACAGAGCCAGGCGUACUCUCAGCAAGGAGAGUCCCAGAGCGCUCUCCCUCCUGCAGCUGCAACAUCUGCCGCUGCUGCGCUGGCUCAUCCUGCCAUCGGUGAGGCUGGAAGCGUUCCAAAUGUGCCUCUCGCUCAGAGUGUUAGUAUGUCGGGCAUGUCCGUAGGACAAAGCGGAGGGGCACCCGUUCCCCAGAUGUUCCUCCAGCCCAGUCCCAUGGUUCCACAGGUAUCGCCCAGUGUACCUCAACAAUACCUGCAGUCACAAACAUUCCCCACAGACGCCCUUCAAACCGCCACUCCCCAUGGCUCGCUGGCCUCACACACCCCCACAUUCAUUCCCCCUGUUUCCCCACAAGCACCCAUUAAUGUUCUCCCUACACCCAUGUCAGUCAGUGAUCCUGCUGGACUAGCAGGAACCAUUGUGCCCCUGGCUCAUCAGACCCAGCCCCCUGCCAAUCCCAUGCAGCUUACUGACAUCAUUCCCCAGGCAGCACCCCAGCAAACACAGCCUAUAAUGAUCCCUCAGCAGACUAUUGUCCAAACACAACAGAUCGUGAUGGAUCCCCAGACCUCCACCCUUCAGCAGCAGCCACAGCCGCAGAUGGAGGCCCAGGCCGCUCUGCUCCAGCAUCCGCCCCCGAUGGAGCAGCAUCCACAGAGCCUGUCCGCCGCUGUACAGCCGGAGCCCCAGCAGCCCAUCUACGUGCAGCACCCGCUUCCGCCAGUCCAGCCGACCCCUCAGCAGCAGGUGUUAAUCACCCAGCCAGGCAUCGAGCCGCCGGCGGAGCAGCCGCAGACCUACACGCGCCAGCUGACAGCGGAUCCCUGCGAGCAGAGGACGAUACCGCCACAGCAACAGCCUCAGCAAACGCAAACCCUGCUGCAGCAACAGCAGGCGCUGUUCCUGGAGCAGCGUCAGAUGUAUGUGCAGCAGCAGCUCGAUCAGCAGCAGCACAAAGCCCUGCUCCAGCAGCAGCAGCUUCAGCUGGAGCAGCAGCAGGCGCUGCUGCACAAGCAGCUGAUGGAUCAGCAGCAGCAGGCUCUCAUUCAGCAGCAACAUGAGCAGCAGCAAACACAAGCUCUAUUACAGCAGCAGCAGCAGCCACAGGCCCUGUUACAGCAGCAACUGGAGCAACAACAGCCGCCGAGCCAGUUAUACCAGCAACCUGGGAAACACGGCGAACCGGAGAAGCAACAGCAAAGUGGGCAGCAGCAGCAGCAGCAGCAGCAGCAACAGGAGGUCCUACUCCGGCAAAUAGAGCAACAGCAGCAGCAGGCUCUCAUCCAGCAGCAUUUACAGCAGCAGCAGCUGCAGCAGAAGGCCCAGCUACAGCUCCAACAGGAGCAGCAGCACAUGCAGCUCCAGCAGCACAUCGAGCAGCAGCAGCAAGCCCUGCUGAAGCAGCAGCUGGAGCAGCAGCGCCAGCAGCAGGUCCGCCUACAGCAGCAGCAGGCCGAGAUCCUACAGCAGCAGGCCCUGAUACAGCAGCAGAUCCAGGAGCACGCGGCCAUCAUUCACCUCCAGCAGAGUGAAAAGCAAGAGGCCGCCCCCUGCCAGAUUCCAGCCGAUGCGCAGCACGUGCGUGUCCCUCAGCUGAGCGCGCCUCAGUUUAACCAUCACGCCGGCCUCCCGCAGCAGCUGAUAGAGCAGCAACAGCAAGUGCCAUCGAUUCAGCAGCAGGCGUUCGUCGCCCAGACGCAGCAUCACGCCUCUGUUAAUGUCCCCGUGGGAGCUCUGCAGAGCAGCGAUGUCAUUCAGCAUCAAGCUCCACUUGUCCCACAGACCCAGGUCCCACUGGCCGUUCAGACUGCCCAGAUUCCUCUCCCGGCGCCUGCGGUGGUCCCAGCUCAGGUCCUGGCCCAGGGUCCGGUGCCUUCAGGCGUUCAGCCCGUGUCCCAGCCUGUGGUGGCUCCGUCUACAGACCAGUACCAGCAACAGCUGCAGAAGCUUCCUCAAGCACAGCAACCGCUGGCUCCGCUUCCUGUGCAAACCCAGGCAGCGGUGCCGCCCGUGCCAGCUCCCAUCCAGCAGCCGCUCCCUUUGAAGCAGUCGCUGGUCCCACUCGAGGUGCCUCCACAGCGUGCGCCUGUCGCUCACCUGCUGAACCGCCCGCCUGCACUGAUAAGCAACGUGGCCGAGCCCGCGGCCCAGAGCCGGGCCCUGCCUCUCUACGGCCACCUUCUGGGAGAUGCCCCGGCGUCGCCACAGCACCAGGCUCUCGCACACGCCCCGGUCCAACCACCCACACAGGUCCAGAUGCAGGCGCACGCCCAGACGCACCACGAAGCACUGGGCGCCGAACAGGCCGCUGCUUUUCCUGCCCCACAAGUGCCCCUCAGCCCCUCCCACGCCUGCCACCCGCCGGCGCCAUUAUCCCAAACACCUGCUUCUGCCCCUGCUCCAGAGCUGCCCUCAUCUCCGCCAGCUGCCCAGGCUGCCCCAGCAGGGGGGCCCGACCUCAUGCCCGCCUCGCCCCCGCCUGUAACUCCUCUACAAGCGCUUGAUUCUAACGCUCCCAAACUGCCCCAAGCUUCGCUGCAAGACUGUGACCUUACCCUGCUGGGCAUUGCUCAGGAUGGUCCAUACCUGUCAAGUACAGAACAUCACUCUUCUUCAGGGUCUGUUCCUGCUAAUGGCGAGGACACUCUCCAGCUCUUAAUAAAUGGAAAACUAGAGAAAUUAAAAUCUCAAAGAAGAGCCUCCUGUCAGAAGUCUGAGAAGGUUUCACAUCAGUUUCAGCUCAGCAUGCUCCAGGUGUCCAGCAGUGGGGAGAACAUGGUGGAAUGCCAGUUAGAGACCCACAGCAACAAGAUGGUGACAUUUAAGUUUGACAUAGAUGGAGAUGCCCCUGAGGACAUAGCAGAAUACAUGGUGGAGGAGGACUUUGUGCUUGAUGUAGAGAAAGAGAAAUUUGUUGAAGAGCUCAGAGCAACUGUUAAAAAGGCCCAUGAAAUCCUCCAAACUCAUUCACAGGUAAAUCUGAGGUCUGCCCAUCAGUCCCAUGUGUUUGAUGAGAGAGGUUCAUGUUUAUCCCUCUGUUUCUGUUAGACGGGAUCGACUGAUCAGCUUCACGUGAGCACCCCCACUAGCUCAGCAACAGACGCAGUGCCUCAUUCCUCCCCAGUGGGACGCUGGCGCUUCUUUAUCAACCAGACCAUCCGCCAUAAGGACUCUUUCUCCAGCCAGGGAGCGGCUACACCGCCCCCCACUGGGGAGGUGAAGGUACCGCAGUCUCCAGAAACAAAGCAAGAAAGUGACACGUCUGUGAGUCUGGACUCCUUCCCUGGUAUGUCCUCCCCGCCGGUGCUUUCUGCCUCCUCGCCUCCAGUCGCCGCUGGGUCGGGACCUGCUGCCCCCGUUCCCCCAGCCGCGGCUUCCCUUCAGGCCGCUGCCUCCGAUAGCGUCUCUGGACCCGCUCCCACCCUCGACACGUGCGCUUCUGUCACUGCUGCAGGCGCAUUUAAACUGCCUGCGCCCACUUCGGCUCCCGCUGACCUCCCCGCGUUGUCCACUGCUCCUCCCGUUGUUCCUCCCGCGGUCCAUCUCGAGGCCCUCGCUUCGCCUGGGAAAAGAGCUGCUGUGGAUCAGUCCUCGACGUUGUCAUCAUCUCAGCAGCAGCAGACACUCACCCAGGUGGCACAACCAGCCCCACAACUACAGCCGCAGCUACAGCCGCAGGCCUCGGCGCCUCAGCAGCCGCAGACGCAGACGGCCCAGCUCGAGCUGCAGCCGAAGCAGCCGCCUCAGCAUCCAGCGUGUCAAGAACAGCGGGCGAAGGAGCUGGCGCUGCAUCAGUCGCUGCAUCAGUCCCUGCAGCAGCUACCCGAGGUUCCGGCGCUGCCUCUGCCGGGUCACGUGGAGCUGUUACCACAGCCUCUGCAACCGUUUCUGUCAGCAGUGCCUCUACAGCCCCCGCUUCUUCAGCAGCAGACCCCGUUCACCCAACAGUUAAUGCCACAGCCGCAACUGCAGCAGAUGCCCCAGCAGGGCCUCGUGCCCCAAAUGGCCGCGGUGGCGCAACAGCAGGCCCAUCUGGAUCACCUGCAGCAGCAACAGUUGAACCUGCACAGCAUCCACUUACAGCAGCAGCAGCAGCUGCACAUGGGAGCGGCGACUUUAAAGUCAGAUCAGAGCCAAAUGCUGCCGCUGUCCAUCAGUCAGCAGUUUCUUCAGCAGCAGAUGAAUAUUUGCCCUGUGCCCCAGCAGCAGGUUCCACUGCAGGCACAGGUCCCUGCUGACCUGGCUCCACAACAUGUGCAGCCGCAGCUGCAGCAGGCUGAGCAGCAGGGGGCGGUGAAAGCCCUGGACGCCGCCCCCAAGCAGCAGAUGCUUCCCCUGACGAAGCAGGCGUCUCUACAGAUGUCCGAGUCAGAGGUGUCCACGGGAGAAGCGAGCGUCACCGAGGACACGGGCAGCUUCUCGGCGCCCCCCCACCCGUCCUCCGACUCCUCGCUGCCCCCCCUCCAGGCGGGCCCGGCGGAGGCCUCCGUGCCCCCGCUCUCCCUCACCAUGACCCCGUCCCCCGCUCAGCCGUCCUCCGUGGCUGAGUCCGACAGCGAAGGCCCACCCAAAAUAGAAUUUGUCGACAACCGGAUAAAGACGCUGGACGAGAAGCUGAGGAACUUGUUGUAUCAGGAGUACAGCGGCGGCGGGGCCUCGGCCGGCGGAGCUGGUGCCGCGUCCGCUGCCUUCCCAGCAGCCGGAGGAGAUGACUCGUCGGAGCCACAGUCGCUCCACAAGUCUUUCCCCCCUCCCGCCUCCUCCUCAGACACCUCCCCCCACUCCUCCUCCUCCACUACCUCCUCCACCUCCUCCCGCUCCUCCUCCACCUCCCCUGAGCCGGACAUGGAUGCAGGGGGAGGGGCUUCCUCAGAGCUGGGUCCGGUGGGGCUCCACCCAUGUCUCCCCUCUGCUUCCACUUCAUCAACCCCACCCACGUCUCUGCUGCCCCCCAACCCGGAUGAUGCUGCCGGGCCCCGACGCCCACCUGUGCCAGGAGAACCAACAAUUCUUGCUGUUCCCCCACACGCUGACUCCACUGGAGAUGCCUCGUGGCCCAGUCAGCAUCCGAUCCCCCUCCGGCACGGACAGCACCAUCACAAUGCAGGAGGUGGAUAUUUUGGCCUAAACCUGACAUGUCCUAGUAUCAGAAAUCCUGUUAGCAAGAAAUCCUGGACUCGCAAAUUCAAAAACUGGGCGUGCAAACUGCGCCACUCCGCCAGCUUGUUCAAGAAGCCCAGAGUUCAGCAAGGACGUUCCAGCAGUCAGGCUGUCCAGGAGGAGAACGAGCCACCGCCUCCAAAUCUGAGUCAGUCGCGCAAAGGACGCUUUCAGGUGACGCCGGUGCCUCAGACAUCGCCCCCCAAGGCUGUGCAGUCAGGCCACAGCAACUCUCACAGGAAAGUGGGACGCUUCUCUGUCACACAGGCUGAGGCGAAGAAGGACGACGCGCAGAGCGACAGCUCCCCGGUGUCGCCGGACCUGCAGAGGGAGAGGAGGAGAUCUCGGCCGAAAGACGGGGAAAAGGAAGACAGUAGGAGGACCCCGUCGCUGGCCCACCUGCCGCGGGGUCACGGGUUCAGCCACUCACCCCUGUGCAGCAGCGACGAUGAUGACAAUGAGAGCGAGCUGGAGGAUGAAAACCUGAGGAAAGAACUACACAAGCUCAGAGAGAAGCACAUUAAGGAGGUGGUAUCUCUUCAGGCCCAACAGAACAAGGAGCUGCAGGAGCUGUACAGGCAGCUGCGGUCCCUCAAAGACCAAAGGCAGAGUCUGCCCGCGUCUCUGACCCGAACCCCCCCACUCUCCACGGCGCCCGCUGCUCUGUCUCCUCGCAGGCCCAGACCAGCCAAAGCCAAGCUUCGGCCCCGUCCCCACUCCCACAUGGACAACAACGGAGUGACGCACUCUGACAACAGUCCUCUACGAAAAAGCACAUUCACAGAUGAACUACACAAACUUGUUGAUAAUUGGACCAAGGAGCCAGUGGGCCCUGCUCUGCAAAAGCCUUCACUGAACCAGAUUAAGCAGAUUCAACAGGUGCAGGAGCUGGGAGGCUGGAGCCAGUCCGCUGAGGUUGCUCCUCCAGGAUGGUUUCCCGUGGUUCCACUGAACCCCCAGAAAACUCCCACCCCCACCAGCUUGCCUGUGACAGCUUCUUCGCAUUACACGGGUGGGGGGAGCCUGUCCACCCUGCACUCGCCCGGACCUCCACCACAAACGCACAUGGCUCAAGUGCCACAGCUGCAGCAGAGUUUACACGGCCAUCAGCCUCUUCCCCUCCAGCAGAUGACCUUUCAGCAGUCCCCGCUCCGCCAGCAGGUCCCACAGCCCCGGAUGCAAUCUCCCAUCCAGUCCCAGUCUGUACCACAAACACAGCCCGUUGCCCAGCCGCCACACCCGCAACCUCACAGCCAGCCGCUGCUGUCUUCCCAAAUAACAGCGUCCUCACUUCCCGUGGCUACAUCGCUUCUGCCUGGAAGCGGCAGCAUUGCGCUCACAGAUAGCGCUGCUGCUGCUGCUGCUGCUGCUGCGGGGACGUUUUGCUCCUGCUCCUCAUCCACGUCAACCUGUUCCUCCUCCUGCUCUGCUGCUGCUCUACCUUCCAGUGCCAAAAUUCACCCAGCACCUCCCACCUCUGCUCUUCCUCUGGGACAGAAAUAAACCUAAGGCUAAGUGUAAGGUAUAUGAAGGUGCAAACGAUGGAAAUAAUGAGUGGUUGGAAGUAAAGCAGACGGUUAGCCCUGUGUAUGUAUGCAUGAGUGAGUUGUGCUUGCAAUGAAUAUGUGGAUUCAUUGCAAGCAACAGGAGGGAUUUAUGAAUCAUGUUAUGUUUGGGUGUUGAGAUGUAUCAUUUCUUUCAUGUAUGAGCGUGUGCAUUUAUGACAGUGUGUGAGUGUUGAGAAUUUUUGGACUGCAUAUUCCGUAGGUCCUUAAACACAAAAUGACAUUCAUGUUGUUUUCAGACCAACCUUGUUGGGGCUAAACUCUCCCUAAUCUGAACACAAAGGACAAAAUAUCUGACUGUUUUUGUUUUAUUUCAGUUUGUCAAGGCCUACAGUAAAAGGGUUAUUAAUUUUAAAAGUGCAAUUAGCAAUGGUCAUCUAAACUGAUCAGCAUGUAUUAAUCGAACUAUGUCUGUAAGACAUAAAAUAUUUUUGUAGGAUCACUAAUGAAAACCAGAUGCAUAGUUGAUUUUUUGUGGUCUUUUCAAACUUGCAGGUUCACAACAAAAGGCUUCUAACAGUUUAAACAACAGCAUGUAACACAUUAGAUCUGUUUCCCACUGCUACUACAACACAGCCCAACAUGUGCUUUGUAACGUUUUCUCUUUGGAAUCUAGAAAGUGUCUGGAUUACUAAAAGCGAAGUGAUAUAUAAUUUCAAUUUCAAUUUUUAAUAUGGUGGUAAAAAUUGAAAUAUUGUUUGACAACUAUGUAAAUUGGAUACUUACACUCAAGACUGCAUGAAAAUAUCACUAACUUGACCUGCCUGAGUGAAAACUGCUUGCACUCGAUGUACGUUCAUUUACUAGCAGCCUACUACUGAGAUACUUUAUGGCUUAUGAGUACAUUUGCUUUCAGUAUGACAUGCUUUCAUAUUUGACAAUAGAGCUUUUAGUUUGAGUGCUGCAUAUCAAGGUAUAACACAGCGCUGAGGAGGAAGAUGAAAAAGAAAAACUGCCAAUUGCUAUAGAAUGGGAGACUACAUGGGUUAUUUCCAUAUUGCCUUUUAAAAUUACUGCAUUGUUGUAAGUGUGUAGGUAUAUAAUUUUUCUGUGUGACAAAGCUUGGUGAUAACUCCAUGGUAUACUGCAUUAUAAUUGCAUCCCUGUUUCAUCAGCGUUGAGAUUCAAAGCAGCCUCUUAAACGUCACUGUAUCAAACAAGUGUUUACUCUGCUUAAAACCUGUUUCCUUAAAAAGAAAACAGUGUAAACUUAGACCAAGUUUCAUGCCCAGCUUUGAGAUCCUUAUUUGCUUUAUUUUCGUCAGCUCUGUUUGGCCUUUUAAAAUUAUGCUUAAUUUUGUCUUCAACCACAGGCUGUAAGUUUGGAUGCAUCCUGUAGGAGCUGAUCAAUGGGCCAUAACCAGGCUUUAUGUUUACUGCUAAAGGUUCACUGAAGUCAAAACUGUUCCUGUUCUUCUGAUUUUAUUGGGUUAACAGUACACUAAACCAUACACACAUUUGAGGGUUAAUCUUUGUUUGCAUAACAAUUAGCAUGUAGUAAAUGCAGCAUUUCCGUUUUAUUGAUGAUUAAAAAAGAUUGUGUGCCACAGAAAACAAACAGGAGAUUGUACAGGUUGUUUAUGACUGAUACAUAUGGGUCAAAUAAAAUUCUAAACAUGAGUGGUUGAGAACCAUUUUGUGCUAAAGGGUAUGGUUGUUCAGAAUCCACAAUUGCAUAAUCUACAGUGUAACAGUGGUUUUCUGUAUUUGUUGCUUUUCAAAACAACCCACAUUUUCACAGAGACGUAGUUCAUUAUUAGUGAAGGUGAGAUACAUGUGCUGUCAUGUCUGAUACUAACAUGUUGCCCACAAGGUACAGCUUAAUGAUCAUAAUUCAUGGUGUGGGGCUGACUUUGUUCUUGAAGUGUUACCAAAAUGUUAUCUAAAAUAUAAAGAUUAUUUUUGUAUUCUGAAAUGGGGGUGUACAAAUUGUAAAAUUGUGUUCUCAUUAUUAUAAAUCAGAGGUUAUUUGAAACUAGAAAACACAGGUAUUCAUCCCUGUUUACAUGGGACUCCCCUGCUUUAAUAUACCUCUGAUUCCUGACAGGUCUGGGUCAUUUAAGAUUAGAGUUCAUUUGUAAGUAAUUUUUAAUCAUUUUUCAAAUUUAAUUUAAGUUUUUAAGAAUGAAAUCCUGGUUGAUACCUUAAAGACUAACAGAAGCUUUCACACUGGGCUGCAAGUGAAAUUUAAUAAACUUAACAUAAUUGCAAGACAAUUUGGGGGAGUCCCAAAACGGCGCGAGCGGGAACCAAGGAUAAAAGGGCCUAUUGGCAAAAUAAAAAGCAAAGGAAAAGUUUGUAAUUGGUGGUUUAGCCUCUGUAAAUUGUAACUAAUUCAACUGUUGAUUUUAUUUAUGUUUUGUAACUAAUCAAAAUAAAUAAUGUCAAACAUUUA
This is a messenger RNA of Betta splendens (Siamese fighting fish), 11984 nucleotides long. It is a transcript of the gene wnk3, whose product is annotated as serine/threonine-protein kinase WNK3. Gene Ontology annotation, molecular function: potassium channel inhibitor activity; chloride channel inhibitor activity; protein serine/threonine kinase activity. Gene Ontology annotation, cellular component: cytoplasm; cytosol. NCBI's taxonomy places the organism in Eukaryota, Metazoa, Chordata, Actinopteri, Anabantiformes, Osphronemidae. Gene Ontology annotation, biological process: intracellular signal transduction; positive regulation of potassium ion import across plasma membrane; monoatomic ion homeostasis. The transcript is spliced from 23 exons. The record is from RefSeq and is a predicted model, not a curated record.